Molecule: messenger RNA, 720 nt
Organism: Lactuca sativa (garden lettuce)
Lineage: Eukaryota; Viridiplantae; Streptophyta; Magnoliopsida; Asterales; Asteraceae
Product: ribulose bisphosphate carboxylase small subunit, chloroplastic 4
Source: RefSeq, a predicted model, not a curated record
UUUAAUCAGUUCCAAACACCAAUUAAAUAGUAAAAUAUGGCUUCACUUUCCUCAUCCACCACCGCCACCAUAAGCAGAGCAGUCCCAGCUCAAGCCACCAUGGUGGCUCCGUUCACCGGUCUCAAGUCUACCACAGCUUUUCCGGCAACCAAACAGGCCAAAACCGGCUUCUCCACCCUCCCCAGCAACGGCGGCAGGGUGCAGUGCAUGAAGGUGUGGCCACCACUCGGGUUGAAGAAGUACGAGACUCUUUCAUACCUGCCACCAUUGUCUGAGGCCUCAUUGGCUAAGGAAGUUGACUAUCUUCUUCGCAGCAAAUGGGUUCCUUGUUUGGAAUUCGAACUGGAACAUGGGUUUGUCUACCGUGAGAACCACAAGUCUCCGGGGUACUAUGAUGGAAGAUACUGGACAAUGUGGAAGCUGCCCAUGUUUGGGUGCACUGAUUCGGCUCAGGUGCUGAAGGAGCUUGAAGAAUGCAAGAAGGAGUACCCAAAUGCCUUUAUUCGUAUUAUUGGCUUUGAUAAUGUCCGUCAAGUACAGUGUAUUAGUUUCAUUGCAUCUAAGCCAGCGGGGUUCUAAACAAGUGUACGUACCUUUGGUGGCACGUUUUUAGUAUUUCCACUUUUGUAAUGUUGUGUGAAUUUUUGUCCCCGAAUAAAUGACAUAUAUAAAAUCAAAGGUUUAUACUUUGAAUAAUUUAAUAUUACAACUCUUAAUGAA